AAUCUACGAAAUUUUCUCUUAUAUAAGAUACAUUCUAACAGUUCUCCUAACACUUCUUUACAGUUGAUCCGUCAAUUCGUUCUUGUGGCAUCAUUAUUUUUGUAUACAGCAUCAGGCGGUGAUUAUCGAUGUAAUGCUAUCGAAUUUUGGAGUAGUGUUGUCUGUUCCCUGGAGAAUCUAAAAAUCGUAAAUUUUUACGGUGUGCUCAAUAGUAGCAAAAAUUUUACUCUUCUCCAGCGAUGCUUCGAGGUUUUUAUACAUAGUAUUGCACACAAAUGUGAGACAACAAUCGUGUUGAAGACUCACGUGUUUCGUGAUUCGAGAAGCACGUUUUACUCUGCUAAUAACGACACAAUUCAUGGGAUCAUGGUACGACCAUCUGUUCGAAAGAUUACAUCCGAAGACACGAUCACUUUUCAAGCAAUGUCGUCGUCAGUUGAAAGAAUCUCAAUGCAAAAUUAUAAAGAGGGAAACACGUGGAAUGUGCACGUAAUACUUGCAAGAGAUAUCCACUCUUUCGAUCAAGUCUCAAAGAAUGAUUCGAUAUUUGCGUGGAAUCCUCAAGAUCGAUUUAUCGUGCUGAUUGUUCGGUCAAAUGAUCAUAAUCGGCUGAAUGAAUCAGAUAUGAGGAUUGACGAUGUGUUAAAAUCGUUAUGGUCCAAACGCAAAAUGCAAAGCGUUUUUAUCUCCGAGAUGCUUGUAAGCGACACAUCUCGAAUUAAUCGUGUCAUUCGCACUUACAAUCCGUUUGCUAAAAUCAACGAUUCUGAAUGGGGUAAAAUCGAAAUUGUAAACGUAAAAACGGCGAAACAAGCAUCGAACAUAUUGUCACAUUUAACAUAUUAUCGAACGAAAAAUUUGAACGGAUAUGAAUUGAAAGUAGGUUUAUUUGAACGAAGUCAAUCAAUUAAGGAAAUAACGAAAGAUCAACCGAACAUUGCAUCUUAUUAUUCCGAUAUCUUCAAAGGAUUUGAUGAAACAGUAUUAAAUACGAUAACUGAAUAUAUGAAUUUUAAAGUCAAGCCGAUAUAUUCAAUGAAUACAUUCGGUUAUCAAUUAUCUAACGGGACAUACGUUGGUGCUAUAGGUGACAUAGUGCACGGUAGAACGGAUAUCUGCUUCGUGACAUUUUUCGUGAAGAAAUAUAAUGUCAAUACUAGUGAAGAUGUAGAGUUCAGCACAUAUGUGGAGUUCGACAGGGUAUGCGUGAUUGUUCCUAAAGCACCUAAGGUACCCAAAUGGCUCCGAAUAUAUCAUUUCUUUCCGCUCUCAGUUUGGGUCUGUUUGAUGUUGUCGCACAUUCUCACAUAUCUGAUGUGGUAUUUUUUGCAAGUAUUUGCUCUAGAAAGAACGGAGAGAACAAGUUUUCUCACAAUGGUCUAUCGAUCGUUCCUGUUGAAUGCCGGUUGUCCCCAGAAAUUGCCAAACACGAACGCUGAGAGAAUAUUGCUGACGGGUAUUCUUCUUGCCAAUGUUACUUUAGUAGGAAUCUUCAGCGGUAUUCUGUACAACAGUUUCGCACACGACAUGUAUUAUCCAGACAUCGACAGCCUUCGCGAUCUUGACGCAUCAGAAUUGCCGAUAUUAUUAUCCUCCUUCAGCUUGACCGAUCUCUUCGAUUCCAGUGAUCUCAAAUCGACCGCGUGCAUGCAAAAUUUGAGGAAGAAGUUGCGAUAUGGUUUAAAUGCCGUAUACAACGCUGCCUAUUCUCGCAAUGUUUCGGGAUUCAUCAGAGAACUUCAUUAUCCCAUUAUCAGAGACGAAUUGAUUGAUGCGGACGGUGGGCGAUUGCUUCAUCUUGUCAAAGAAUGUCCAGGGGAAUAUUACCUGUCGUAUCUACUACCCAAGAAUUCAAUUCUCCAUGAAAGAAUAAACACGUUGAUUGGCCGAUUGAAUCAAGCUGGUUUACCAUCAUUUUGGAAUAGACGCAUUAUUCAAGCCUUCGUUACACAAAAGAGGCUAAACAAGCAGAACGAACUAGUACAAAAUGAAAAGGAGACAAAUGGUUUCGUGCCAUUUAACUUAUCCGAUGUUCAGUCAUCCUUUUAUAUGCUGUUGAUAGGACUAUUAAUAUCUACGAUAGUAUUCCUUCACGAAAAGGGCUGGCUGAAGGCAUCAUUAUUGCGUACUGGAAAAUCAAGCUACAAAUCUACGUGCUAGUUGUUAAGCGGUAGAGAAUUAUGAUAAAUGUUAGUUAAACAUUAUUAUAUUAUUAUAAAUACCUUAAUGAUGGUCCAAUAACAUUCAUAGAAUAAUCAGUAACAACAUAGAAAUAAAGAUGAAAUUAUAUGUAAAAAAUCGAAUUUACACACUUAAAGGGAUUAGAACGGUUUGAAAUUUCGAAAAAAUCGAUUUAAAAAUUUUUUUUACAUAAUCGAUGAUCAGUACAAUCUUUUAAAAACAUUUUGGUGGAAGAACUUCAAUAUUCGCAAAAUUGAGUUCAGGAGAGUCAAAAAUGUAAGGUCGUGCAUGGCCGGCAGGGCGCCCGCAAUCGGGUAGUGGCGUGCCUUUGUGUUACUUUUCUGUCGUUGGCAUCAACAAAAGAGGCUAAGACAGAGAAAAAAGGACGUUCUACGAUUGCUGCGAUCAAAUGGAAAUUGAUCUCGAGACAUCAUUUUACAUAGGCAAUUUUUA
This is a messenger RNA of Ooceraea biroi (clonal raider ant), 2634 nucleotides long. RefSeq lists its product as uncharacterized. Lineage: Eukaryota; Metazoa; Arthropoda; Insecta; Hymenoptera; Formicidae. The record is from RefSeq and is a predicted model, not a curated record.